Messenger RNA from Mesoplodon densirostris (Blainville's beaked whale), 1284 nucleotides. RefSeq names its product interferon regulatory factor 8 (gene IRF8). The transcript is spliced from 8 exons. Lineage: Eukaryota; Metazoa; Chordata; Mammalia; Artiodactyla; Ziphiidae. Gene Ontology annotation, cellular component: nucleus. Gene Ontology annotation, molecular function: DNA-binding transcription factor activity, RNA polymerase II-specific; RNA polymerase II cis-regulatory region sequence-specific DNA binding; protein binding. The coding region runs from base 1 to 1284 and encodes 427 amino acids. Gene Ontology annotation, biological process: immune system process; regulation of transcription by RNA polymerase II. The record is from RefSeq and is a predicted model, not a curated record.
AUGUGUGACCGCAACGGCGGCCGGCGGCUGCGGCAGUGGCUGAUUGAGCAGAUCGACAGCACCAUGUACCCCGGGCUGAUCUGGGAGAACGACGAGAAGAGCAUGUUCCGGAUCCCUUGGAAACACGCUGGCAAACAGGAUUACAACCAGGAAGUGGACGCCUCCAUCUUCAAGGCCUGGGCCGUUUUUAAAGGGAAGUUUAAGGAAGGCGACAAGGCCGAGCCAGCCACAUGGAAGACGAGGUUACGCUGUGCUUUGAACAAGAGCCCGGAUUUUGAGGAAGUGACAGACCGGUCCCAGCUGGACAUUUCUGAACCGUAUAAAGUUUACCGAAUCGUCCCCGAGGAGGAGCAAAAAUGCAAAUUAGGCGUGGUGGCUCCCGGUUGCAUUAGUGAAGCCACAGAGAUGGAGUGCGGUCGCUCCGAGAUCGACGAGCUGAUCAAGGAGCCUCCCGUGGACGAUUACAUGGGGAUGGUCAAAAGGAGCCCCUCCCCGCCCGAGGCCUGCAGGAGUCAGCUCCUCCCCGACUGGUGGAUGCAGCAGCCCAGCGCAGCAGGCCUGCCACUCGUGCCAGGGUACAGCACCUACGACGCGCACCACGCAGCCUUCUCCCAGAUGGUCAUCAGCUUCUACUACGGGGGCAAGCUGGUAGGCCAGACCACCACCACGUGCCCCGAGGGCUGCCGCCUGUCCCUGGGCCAGCCCGGCCUGCCCGGCGGCAAGCUGUGUGGGCCCGAGGGCCUGGAGCUGGUGCGCUUCCCGCCAGCCGACGCCAUCCCCAGUGAGCGGCAGCGGCAGGUGACGCGGAAGCUGUUCGGGCACCUGGAGCGUGGCGUCCUCCUGCACAGCAGCCGGCAGGGCGUGCUGGUCAAGCGGCUGUGCCAGGGCCGCGUGUUCUACAGCGGCAACGCCGCGGUGGGCAGGGGCGGCCCCAACAAGCUGGAGCGUGACGAGGUGGUCAAGGUCUUCGACACCAGCCAGUUCUUCCGAGAGCUGCAGCAGUUCUACAACAGCCAGAGCCGGCUUCCCGACAGCAGGGUGGUGCUGUGCUUCGGAGAGGAGUUUCCAGAUAUGACCCCCUUGCGCUCCAAGCUCAUCCUCGUGCAGAUCGAGCAGCUCUACGUCCGACAGCUGGUGGAGGAGGCUGGGAAGAGCUGCAGUGGUGGCUCCAUGAUGCAGGCUCCCGAGGAGCCCCCGCCAGACCAGGUCUUCCGCAUGUUCCCGGAUAUGUGCGCCUCACACCAGAGACCUUUUUUCAGAGAAAACCAACAGAUCACAGUUUAA